Messenger RNA from Mycetomoellerius zeteki, 1116 nucleotides. RefSeq lists its product as uncharacterized. Gene Ontology annotation, biological process: multicellular organismal reproductive process. The record is from RefSeq and is a predicted model, not a curated record. NCBI's taxonomy places the organism in Eukaryota, Metazoa, Arthropoda, Insecta, Hymenoptera, Formicidae. The transcript has 3 exons. The coding region runs from base 88 to 819 and encodes 243 amino acids.
ACUCAUUCGCUAUACAGCUGUUUGGUUCGCUUCAAAGCAUAUACUUUCAGAAAGUGUUUCUUUAUAAGAUAAACUUUGAAUUGAAAUAUGUUUAUUAUAAUUUUUGCUUUUGCGCUUAUAGCAACAAAUUAUGUUACAGCAGAAAUACCCUCCUUCAUUAAUGUGUGUGGACGCAAAAAUCCGAAUCUUAAUAAAUGCAUCUUAGACAACAUUGAUAAUAUAAAAGAUAAGAUUUGCGAAGGAAUCCCGGAAUUGGACAUUCAGCCGAACGAUCCAUUCGUUAUUGAUAAUUUAAUCAUUUCUGAUACACCUAAUUCUAAAAUAUCUCUUAAAAAUACACAAGUGACGGGACUUUGUGAUUUUGUCGUAAAAUACCUUCAAUCAGAUCUCGAGAAACUUCACUUCGAUUUUGAGCUUGUAUUCAGACGAAUUCAAAUGAAUGCCACGUAUGAUUUCGACAUACGUUUACUGGUGCCUAUUGUUCACAAGGGACCGGUUUACAUCACUACAAAUAACGUAGAAGCAAAGGUAAACAUUGACAUGAAAGUAGUAACUAGAAACGGCAAGAAAUACGUGUAUUUAGGAAAGAUGAAGGUAAAUCUUGACAUCAAAGGAUACACCGCUGAAUAUGGAUUGGAUAACUCAGAACUAAGCCGAUUAAAUGAAGUCAUUAGCAAUUUUAUAGGCAACAAUCAACAGGAGGUUAUUAGUGUCUUCAAGCCGGCAAUAGAAGAAACAAUUGUCAAACGAGUUAUUUUGCUUUCCAAUAAUAUAGUUAAACACUUUACGUUGGAGGAGCUUUUCCCUGAUCGAGAAUAAAUCGCAUAAUAAGUUUUUGAAUUUCAUUGUCACGCAAUCAUUUCGUCUAUUUUGUGAUUUACUUAACCCUUUCGUACUUCCGGAUUUUCCAAAAGAAAUGCGUUUCGUAUGACGAUUUUAUAGGUUUUUAGGAGUGCUGAUUCCAAAUUUACUAUUAAAAUUCAAAUUCAAAAUGACGAAUUUUGAGAUGGCAGUCAUGAAAAGCUGAAAUAUGAUAUAUUCAAAAUAUGACUUUGGAUUUUAUUUUUUUAAAUAUAUAUCGUAGCAUACACACACACACACGAGACUAUUCAACCU